Molecule: messenger RNA, 5770 nt
Organism: Xenopus tropicalis (tropical clawed frog)
Lineage: Eukaryota; Metazoa; Chordata; Amphibia; Anura; Pipidae
Gene: homez
Product: homeobox and leucine zipper encoding
Exons: 4
Coding region: 645-2231 (528 amino acids)
Cellular component (GO): nucleus
Molecular function (GO): DNA binding
Source: RefSeq, a predicted model, not a curated record
UCACAUGGUACACCGACGUCACGGUCACAUGACUGUGAUGUCAUUAAGGUCCUGGCAAUGGAUAGGAACUAGACACUACCGAAUGAUAAUAUUUACAAUAGUUUGCUGGGCACGGUGAUUGAGAGACGCUGCUUGUGGAUGGUCACCAGAGACCAGUACAAAUCCAUAGUCUGUUUAGUAGGAAGACUUUUUGAGCACAUGGAAGCCUGACAGGUAGCAGACAGCAGUGCCUGUGCUACAGAAAGACACAGUGCGACACGGGUGUGCAAGACAAAAUUCCAGCUGCCUAGCAACCACAGAGAGCAACGGGGCCAUUAGCCGGAGUGUCCAUAAGCUCCUCUUGGUUCGCGGUGGGACACGUUAAGCUGUGAGUGAAGGCGGGGAGUGAGGGGAGGAUUGGCAGUAAUGUACAUGCGUCUGUAUGGUAGAAAUACAUUAACUUGAUAUACUGCACAUCUGCAUCAGUGAGAAGGAAUUGACAGGAAAUGAUCAUUAGUACAGAGAUCAUGUAGCUUCAAGUGACAUCAGGGCUCAGCAGGCAGGAUCCUCUAAGAAUUUCCAUUAAAAAAAGCAACUGACCAAGCCGUUGCCUAUUCUUUGGGGAACUGAACAGGAUAACUGUGGAAUACCUUAAUAAGCUGAGAAUGACCCCUACCACAAUCAGGGAUCCUGUCUUGUGCCCAGACAGCAAUAUAGGCCUUGUGUGUUUGCCUCCCAUGUCUGAUGACCUGCAGCUCAUCUGGACUCAGGCAGAGCUGACCAAUGAACUAGAUGAACACCAACAGCUACUGCACACCUUCAGUUACUUUCCUUAUCCUAGCAUGCCUGAGAUUGCUUUGCUGUGCCUGCGCUAUGGACUACAAAUGGAGAAGGUCAAGACCUGGUUUAUGGUACAGCGGAUCCGCUGUGGUAUUAGCUGGUCAUCGGAGGAAAUUGAAGAGACACGUUCACGCCUACUAUACAAUCAAGACCAGCUGCAUUUUGAACCUUUGGUUGCAUUUGCCAAAAAAUCUAGUAUAUUUCGGACACCUGAAAAAUUAAAAGUUCCUUCUCCAAAGAAUGAUGAAAUGCAAGAAAUGACCACUUCACAAACUUCACCAUGCUUAGAUCAUCCUGUACCAAAAGCUAAAAGGAUCAAGACAGAGUGCAUGACUCCAGAGAGUGAAACUUUAAACGCUACUAAGCACAAGAUGCAUAGCUCAGAUAGGAAAUGGGAUCCAUCAGAAACACAACAGGAGCUUAGACACUCCCCAAGUGUUCCUGGUGAUGGGCAGAUGUUUGGAGUAGAUGGGACAGAAGUUAGCACAGCAACUGCAUGCCUUCCAUCUGAGGAGGAGCUGUUUAGAAGAGGGUCAACUUCAUUCUGCAAACCAGAAGGGUUUUCACCAUUGCAGGAUAAUUGUUUUCAAGAGCAGAGUAGGGGAUCUGCUAGAGGAGACUCCUAUAUGCCAGUCACAAGGAGACAGAGGAAAACCAAAGAACAGCUAGCAAUUCUCAAGUCUUUUUUUGUGAAAUGUCAGUGGGCUGCCCGGGAAGACUACAAAAAGCUAGCCGAAAUAACGGGAUUACCAAGAACUGAGAUCAUACAGUGGUUUGGGGAUACCCGUUAUGCACUUAAACAUGGACAACUAAAAUGGUUCCGGGAGAGUGCUCAGGAACACCCUUCCUGGUUAGAUGAACCUCAAUAUGUCAUUUUUCAAAAUGGAAAGCAAAGUGAGUCAAUGCCUCAAGAAAAUCAUUUAUUAAUACCAGUGACUGGAGAGCCAGGAGCAAACAACAGAAGUACAGUCCAGUCCAUCAAGAAUACAGGUCCUAGGGGGUUCGGGGGAUCACCUGUAACCCAGAAAACUGCAGCAAUACGUAGUAUAAACUCAGUAAAAUUCUUGGAAAAUUCACCAGAAAUUAAGGAUGGUAAGCGGGGAGCUUCUUCAGGACCAGUCUUACAAAAGAGUCCAAAGACAGUUCUGCUGGAUGAUUCAGGUGCAGGCGUUCAGUAUAUAGACGCUUCUGGUUCUGAAUACCAUUUGCCACCUAAAAGUUUGCAGACUAUGAAGAAGAAUCUAUCCUCCCCCUCUCAUGUUCAGACAUCUAGUCAAAAGGUGAAAUAUUAUGUGUUAGAAAAAUCCAAUGAACCAGCUGAGGUAGAAGUGUUACUUGAUGUUGAAGAGGAGGGUUAUGUUGUGGAAGUUAUUGAGGGUGAAGAAGAUGAUGAUGUGAUUAUUCAAGACUAAUUGUUCCGUUGCUUUUAAGUAAUGCUGACUGCAUACUGUUCCAUGGGUGUUACAUGCUAUAAAUCGACUAGCAUGAUUGCAAUUAAUAGGAUUCACGGUACAUUAGUUUAUUUUCUUACCUAAUUUCUAUGGUAACCGAGUCCUAUUUAGAGUAAUGGCAGCAUGCACUUGGUAUAGCUAAAUGUAGAACUGACUAUAAAAAGGCCCUUUACACUGAGUUGUAAUCUUUUAAUUUGGGAAACUAAAGACGUUAUGGGGGAGGAAAUUGAGAUUUUUACUCUUCUGAACCUCAUUUCAGUUUGGCAUUUGCUACGUUUUUAGAAACUGUUAGUAAACUUACAUCGAGGAAAUUGUCUCUUCAUACCGUUACUUUUUAAGCAGUUUUAGCAGCUGUGGCUAAGGUGGGGGGUGUAUUUUAUUCAGAGUUUUAAAAAAAAUGCAUGCUUAUGUAAAGCAAACAAUCAUUUUAUGGAGUAAAAGCAGGGAUGUAAACUGAUGUCUUCCCUUUUUAUACUUAAAGCAAUUUAAAUACAUUUUAGUCAUAUUUAAAAAGAGAAUUACAUUUUAUAGACCAGUUUUGUAAUUCAUCUCAUGUUCAUAUUAUUGGCACAAACUGAUUUUCUGUGAUCCAUAUUCAUAUUGCUGUAUGUCAGAGCAGAGAUUUGUGUGAAAGCAAUCUUAUGGCCAGCUACAGGUUUUUUGAAAGUAAAGGUGUCCAAAGCCAAAGAUGUCCAAAGUCUUCUGUUGCAGAAAUGAAACUAAAAGUGAGAUAGAAGCCAAGAUCUAAAGUGGGAGAGGGAGAGCCAGUCAUUUCUGUAUUUAUUUUCUAAAGGGGAACAGCCCAAGUAAAGAUGAGGAGUGGUGGAAUAGCAAAGGGCUAAACCACAUGGGAAGUUUUUGCAGGAGAAAACUGCAGGAAAACCUUUUUUGAAAUAUGGAAUUGAGAAAAAUGAUAGUUGUAAUGCAUAGCAUAGCUGGCUGCAUUUUAACUGAUACAGGAUUGGACAGAUAUGCUGCAUACUGCAUAAUGCAUUCAGAAUGCGAUAACAUGCAACUUUUGCUGAUGUUGCCUGUGGUGUUUUUAUAUAGAAAAGGGGAAGGUGUAAGUGAAUAGAACAUUUGGUGCCAUGGGAAGAACCCAUUUGGAAAGGAUUGUGGGAAUGUAACUGGCAGAGAUGGGUGGAAACUCAUGCACCACCACUGAACUUUAAAGGGUAAUGCAGAAUUGGAAAUAUAGUUUGCAGCUGUAUAUUAUGGAAAUAAUUAUUUUGAAUCUCGCAUUUUAGUUAAACUGAUUAAUACCCUACCUUAUAGAAGAAAGGCAGAUUUGCCAUUGAAGGAUACUUUUAUUAUAACAAGGCUUUUAACUAAGUCUGUUUGUGAAAUUGUGGUAUUGGUGGAGAAAACAUGGUAUUUACUUUGCUUCUGAACAGACUGUAUUCCCUGCUACUCAGGUGUCUGUAUCUACAGCCAAAAAUAAAAGCAGUCCUGCCAGACUCCCACUGGGUUCAGUAUUUCACAACAAUUUCCCUGGGCCCCUGCCCAUUCUAAAAUGCUGAGAGUUUCCAUUGUUUACAUUUAUACUGCCUAUAGGCCUUAAAAUAUUAGAGUAAACAAGUAAGUGAAGCAAAAAAAAAAAACUGCUACUAUAUUAAAAUUUCAAUGUAUGAAAAGAACAUUAGAGCAGGACAUUUGCAUUUUUUAAAAAUAUGAUUGUAAAAAGAGUAAAUAACUUACCUUGCCCUCUUGAAGGGCAUAAAUAAGUGCAUCCUAUAAUGUCUGAAAGAGCAACGUGGAUGUAUGAAGGAACUUCAGUAUUGUGUGCAGUGUUUAAAGGGGUUAGGGCUAAUCCUAAACUAUUGUUGUAUACUGUUUUGGACUAUAUUAUGGUGGUUAUGGAAGAUACGUUCACAAUAGACCAGCAGUACCUCUGACAUUAUAUUAUCUUUUAUUUCUCUGUGCAGUCUGUGAUUGAUUAAUGUAUAGAAAAAGACUAGUUCCAUAGUCCCCUAGUACUGCCAUGACACCUUGUUCCUACACUUUGCAGCAUAUUUAAAGAAAAUAACAUAAAAAGGUUUAAACUCUUUGAGGAAACUAACACAUUAGAUACAGAUUAAAGCAAAUUGUUAAUGAGAAGAGAUGGUGUGUUCCUGCACUGGUGUAGCAACUCUGUGCAAAAGAAAGCCAAACCCUCAUAACUUACUUGGCUGCUUAAAUUCCUUGAAGUAGCCACUCCUGAGCCAGUUGUACAGAAGAUUAACACUGCAGAGUAUCAAAGAAUGUGUAUACCUUUGUUUAUAAAGGUUGUUUUGUGAAAGGGAUUCUGUUUUGUACACACUCACUGUGUUGGGAACACCUCUUGCAAUUUACAGUAGUCAGUACCUUUCCUGUUUGGCAAACUGGCAGCAGCCACAGCAUUCCUUGUUAAUAGUUCUUAUCUAAACAAUAAUGAAAAUCCACACAUUUUAUUCAAAUAUUGGCAUGCAUAGAUGAGCAAUUCUUGGUUUGUAUUGAGUGCAUAGCAGCUACAGAGUGUAUGCCAGUGUCCCCUUGUAUACUAAUGUUGUAUGCUGUGUGUGGGUGGGAUGUUCUUUUGUACCCAAUUUUUAAAAAUGCUUGUCGAGGGACCAGUGUGCAUCUCUAAGCCAAUUGUGAAUUUAUAUAUAUGCAUGCCAUAUUUUCUGAAGGAUCCACAAUUGGCCCUAACAAUAAGCAGUGUCAUAACCUGUGCAGGAGCACACUGACCUAUACACUCAAUUCUAAGUACAGCCAAUUACAUUUGGAACACAACUUUGUGUGUCAUAUGCAAGAAUUCUCUAGCUGGAUCUAACAAACAUACAAUAUAUUCCUCUUCACUAAAUACAUGGGAGAUUUUGAUCAGAUUCCGUGGGUCCAAUUUUAUCAUAAAAUUUUGUAGGAUCCUACAGACUCUGAUUCCCACAGUUGCAACUUAAAGCUGGCCAUACACUAUAAGAUCUGACAUUUGGCAAGGUCACCAAAGUAGUGGAUCUUUAUGCUGACAGGAGAACAAGUUGCAGUCCUGUUUCUGAACAAGGACUGCAUCAAUGAGCCAAUGCAGCCCUCAAUCCGACAAUAAAAUCAAACCAGCCCAAUCAACAUCUGGCUGAUUUUGGACCAAAUGUCAGUCGGGGAGCCUCAUACGCAGCUUAAAUUUGUCCAAACAUAAGUCAGAUGAGAUAAAAGUCAGAUAGAGUGCUUUUAAUAAGAAAAAAAGUGUUUCAGACACCAUCAGGUUUUAUCUUGCUAGAAAAGCUUUCUAUUUUAACCACACCCACAUCAUGUAUCAACCAUUACUAAUUAUCAUCUUUCCACCCCUACCUGCUCUAUGAAUGUGGGAGGCUCCCUGACAAUUUGAGUGGGUAAACAGCUCUAAAUAAGUGAAUAGAUCUGCUUUGUGUUGACCACAUAUUGAAAUGCAUUUCUGUACAUGCCUUAAAAGGCAGCAACUAGCUGCCCAAAGUAACUAACCAAUGACCCACGUAUUUCAGCAAUAAAAAUACUAGCUCUAGUUACUUCAA